UCACCAUAUGACUACCUCAAUUGAAUAGCUUCGGGUUCCGGAGAUAACAAUGUUUUAGUCUGUUACCUUUCUUUCAAAAUACAAUAGUUAAUUUGAGUAUUACCAUCUUUUGCAUAUUGGAAACCUUCAUUGUAAUUUGAAUACACAAUUUUUGCAGUGAAUAAGCUUUUAACCUUAUCUUUCCUUGUUAAUUCUUCUUGUUUUGUUGAUGACAUGCCCACCGCCUCAUAACCCAUCUCUUCAUCUUUCUCUUUGAAAAUGGUAAAACAUUUGUAUCAUCUAUAUUUAUUUUAUUGAAAAUCAUUUCCAUCUCCAUGUAUCCACCUUUAAAAAAAUUAGAUUAUUCAAUCGGAUAAUGUUUUACAUUUUCUGUUCGAUGUAUUCAUCUUUUUCUUCUGGCCAUUCAAGUAACAAUGCCUGUCCGUAAAGAAGAGGCCCACCGAGCUUUGGAACUUUUAGAGGAAUACCAUUCGAAGUUACUAUCUCCUCGUGACAAACAAUUAAGGAAUGCGCUUGAAAGAGUUUUAAGAAUCUUCAAAUCUCGUCUGUUUCAAGCAUUGCUUGAUAUUCAAGAAUUCUAUGAACUUACCCUUCUAAAUGACGAUAAAAGUGUUCAACAAAAGACCGCGGAAACUUUACAGAUAGCUUCAAAAUGGGAGAGUAGCCCACUUAUUGCUCCACCAAUUGAUGAAGUCGACCUUGCUCAGCCACUACCUCAUUCCAGGUCAGUACCUAACCGAGCGGAUGUGGGUGGACAGCAAACAAAAUACUCUAGAGGCUAUCAAAGUGAUGAGGAUGUCAGCUCGUCUGAUUAUAGAGGACCAUUGCCCUCGAUAGACAACUUUAAUUUCAACAUUGUCUCUAGUUUAGAUGCAAUUUCUCGUAUCGAGAGACAAGUAGCUGAAGAACAACUUUCCGAGGAAGUGACCAAUUUACGAUCAAUACCUGGUCAAGGUAACCAGAUAAAUUCAGAUUCUCGUAUACAAAACUCACCGGCUCAUCGAGGUUAUCACGAGACUAACAAUUUUUACUCGGAUUCUUCUGGAGUUUCUCAUUCAAUUCAUUCACAUUUAUCUUACCCUCAUGAUCCUAAUCAAGGUCGACCUAGUCCAUCGAAAAAUCAUCCAACAAGAUCUAUUGAUGAUAUUACUAAUUCAGUGAUCAACCUCAAAUGUGAAUCUACAAAUCAUCCAAUCUGGGAAUAUGAAGAAAUAACUUUAGAGAGAGGCAAUGCAGGUCUUGGUUUUUCAAUAGCAGGAGGUAUAGGACCAGUAACUGGAAAUGAAAAUUUACCCGUUAAUACUGAUACAAACAUUUAUGUAACCAAAAUAAUCUCUGGUGGUGCAGCAGCAUUAGAUGGACGGUUACAAGUUGAUGAUAUUAUACUUAAAGUAAAUGACAUAGAUUUGAUAAACUGUCCUCAUCCGGCUGCCGUUGAAGCUUUGAAAGAAGCUGGAAAUAGAGUGAGACUUGUUGUUAAAAGGCGCAAAGAUGUUGUCAUUGAAUUACUUAAGGGUGACAAAGGACUUGGUUUUAGCAUUGCCGGAGGGAUUGGGAAUCAACACAUUCCAGGUGAUAAUGGAAUUUAUGUUACCAAAAUUAUGGAAUACGGAGCAGCUCAUCUUGAUGGUAGAUUACAAGUCGGUGAUAGACUUAUUGCUGUCAAUAAUAAAAAUCUAGAAAAUAUUACUCAUGAAGAAGCUGUUGCUACACUUAAAUCAACCGCUGAUCGAGUUGUAUUAACUGUUUUGAAAGGAAAUGUGAGGCCAACACUAAAUGAUCCAACCGUUUAUCAAUCUUAUUCCAAUCGUAGCCAUUCACCUAACCCAGUAAAACCAAUCUGUACUCUUCCAUCAACAUCUACAUGUCUUACCUCAUGUCCAAUAACCACUGGUUUCCCUCAGAAGAGCCCAGGAACUGAAGAGGAAUGGUGGAGACAAGGUGGUGUUAUUAGAGAAGGACGAGAAACAGCGUUUGGUAUGGUUCCAACUGGGUAUAAUAUGGCUCCAUCUCCAUCUAUUCCUGAUUCGAAUAAACCUAUUGAUUACAGCACUACUGGCCAGGAGAUUAUGAACGUUGUUGGUGGAAAAUUGGAUAAAGAAAUUGAUUAUUCAACUCGUGAACCAAGAACCGUGGUAUUAACUAAAAGCUCAACAGGUCUUGGCUUCAAUAUUGUUGGUGGUGAAGAUGGAGAGGGUAUUUUUAUAUCUUUCAUACUUUCUGGUGGACCUGCUGAUUUAAAUGGCCAAUUAAGACGCGGAGAUCAAAUAUUAUCUGUUAAUGGUUUUGAUUUGAGGCAUGCUAAUCAUGAACAAGCAGCAGCAGCUCUCAAGGGAGCCGGUCAAACGGUUACUCUAGUCGUUCAGUACAGGCCUGAAGAAUAUAACCGAUUCGAGGCGAAAAUUCAUGAUAUGAGAGAACAUAUUAUUUUAAAUGCUUCAGGAAGCCUGAAAACUUCAAUCAAGCGAUCCUUUUUUGUCCGUGCUCUUUUCGAUUAUGAUCCUAUGAAAGACUCUGGCUUGCCAAGUCGAGGAUUACUUUUCCGUUUUGGUGAUAUACUUCAUGUUAUAAAUGCUUCUGAUGAUGAAUGGUGGCAAGCAAGACGAGCUUUACCAGACGGUCAAGAAUCUGAAUUAGGAAUCAUCCCUUCAAGAAAAAGGGUAGAAAAAAAAGAAAGAGCACGUUUGAAAUACGUUAAGUUUCAAGAAAAAUCGGGCUCUGAUGGUAAAAUGAGCACUAUUGAUAGGAAAAAGAAAAACUUUUCCUUUUCACGAAAAUUUCCUUUCAUGAAAUCACGAGAUACUGAAGAUGAGAGUGAUGAAAGAGACGAUAGAUCGCCAACUAAAGAUCAAGUUGAAUCUUUGUCGGAAGCUGAUCCAUCAAAUGAAGUGGAUAACCAUAAAGAAGAUAAUGUACUUUCGUACGAAUAUGUUAUUCAACAGGAAAUUAAUUAUAGACGACCUGUCAUCAUACUGGGACCAUUAAAAGAUAGAAUCAAUGAUGAUCUUAUUUCGGAAUUUCCUGAAAGAUUUCAAUCUUGUGUACCUCACACCACCAGGCCUCCUCGUGAUUACGAAAUUGAUGGACGAGAUUAUCAUUUUGUUGCAAGUCGUGAACAAAUGGAAAAAGAUAUUCAAAACCAUUUAUUCAUUGAGGCCGGUCAAUACAACGAUAACCUUUAUGGGACCUCUGUUGCCUCUGUCCGCUCAGUUGCUGAAGCUGGUAAACAUUGUAUCCUUGAUGUUAGUGGAAGUGCAAUUAAAAGACUACAGGCAGCCGGACUUCAACCCAUAGCCAUAUUUAUUAAACCCAGAUCAAUUUCUUCCUUAAUGGAUAUGAAUAAAAGGUUGGCCGAGGAUGAAGCUAAAAAGCUUUAUGAAAGAGCCAUGAAGCUGGAACAAGAAUUCGCUGAAUAUUUCACAUCCAUCAUUUCUGGAGAUACUCCUGAGGAGAUCUAUGCAAAAGUUAAAUCUGCCAUAAGUGUGAAUGAUUCAUCUAUUAUUUGGGUACGACCUAGAGAUCAAGGAUUAUAAAUCUAAUUAAAAAUUUGAAAACUAAAAGUUUGAUGAUGGAAAGACAACUCGAUCUUCCUCCAAUAUUUUGUCUCUAUCUAUUCACCAGCAUCAUAACUUUUCAUUUUAUGAAAAACAUCUCACCUUAAUAUCGUGAUUCAUCACAAGCCCAACACACAAAUUAAGAAUUACAAACUUACCUAAAAUACACAUUCAUAAAACGCUUGUUUCGAAUGUUCAGCCAAAGAAAUUUCGUGAACACAUACUUCCUCUCUUCGGACAGCUUUCUCUAUUUUUAGCUCUCCAACGUUCUGUCACGUUAAUUAUGUUUUUUUUAACAAAAAGCGUAAAAGCAAGCAAUCGAAAAACCUUUUUAAACAAGCUCACUACUGCUCACAAGAAACUUCAUUAAAGAUGCUCUGGAUGUGCUUUCUUUUGAUUCCAAAUUUUACUUAAAAUCAUUGCUAAUAUUAAUAUUACAAAUUCUUCACCCAUUGCUCUGCUUUGCUUCUUUGUUCAUCAGCUCUUCCAUCAUUCAUUUUAUUGAUGUCAUCUUCAGAUUCAAAAUCUAUUCUGUCUUUAACUCUAACUCUCUGUCUUCACGUCACGUCAUUUCAUUUAAAAUUGUUUCAAAAACCAUGCUUUUAUCUGUUGAAUUCCUGAAGAAAAACAAAUGAGAUCAAAAACAAUAAUUACAUACACUUACAUAGAACAAGAUUGUUUUUUCUCUCCAAAUCACUAGUAAAACUAUUUAAUUUAACAACAAUUAACCAAUCUCAUGAUUUUUUAGUUUUCUAAAUGUUAGUGAAUGAGUGAGAGAGAAAUAAUAAAUUGCAAAUAAAUGUA
Molecule: messenger RNA, 4358 nt
Organism: Tetranychus urticae (two-spotted spider mite)
Lineage: Eukaryota; Metazoa; Arthropoda; Arachnida; Trombidiformes; Tetranychidae
Gene: dlg1
Product: MAGUK family member discs large 1
Biological process (GO): regulation of postsynaptic membrane neurotransmitter receptor levels; receptor clustering; chemical synaptic transmission
Cellular component (GO): neuromuscular junction; basolateral plasma membrane; neuron projection
Molecular function (GO): protein kinase binding
Source: RefSeq, a predicted model, not a curated record